Messenger RNA from Sardina pilchardus (European sardine), 3515 nucleotides. RefSeq names its product cut-like homeobox 2a (gene cux2a). Lineage: Eukaryota; Metazoa; Chordata; Actinopteri; Clupeiformes; Clupeidae. The record is from RefSeq and is a predicted model, not a curated record. Gene Ontology annotation, cellular component: nucleus. Bases 1 to 2805 code for a protein of 934 amino acids. The transcript has 8 exons. Gene Ontology annotation, molecular function: RNA polymerase II transcription regulatory region sequence-specific DNA binding; DNA-binding transcription factor activity, RNA polymerase II-specific. Gene Ontology annotation, biological process: regulation of transcription by RNA polymerase II.
AUGGAGACGUCGGAGAUCGCCCUGCAGGUGAAGGAGCAGCUGCUGAGGCACAACAUCGGGCAGCGGGUGUUUGGUCACUACGUGCUGGGGCUCUCCCAGGGGUCGGUCAGCGAGAUCCUGGCCCGACCCAAGCCCUGGAGCAAGCUGACCGUCAAGGGCAAGGAGCCCUUCCUAAAGAUGAAGCACUUCCUGUCUAGUGAACAGAACAUUCUAGCACUUCGUAACAUCCAAGUCCGACAGAGAGGAAAUAUCACCCCACGUAUUCGCACUCCAGAAAUGGGCUCAGAUGACGCCAUCAGAAACAUUCUGGAACAGGCCAAGAAGGAGAUCCAGAGAGAAGGUGAGGAGGUCUCCCCCCUUAAGACCUCUGGUUCGGGUCCUAGCGGCCGGCUCUCUGCCGGACGGGCCAGUAGCAGCGGGGCAGGGGACAGUGACGACACCAUCAAAGCCAUCCUGGAGCAGGCGCGGCGGGAGAUGGUGGCCCAGCAGCGGCACCAGGCCCUGCGGGAGAUGGCCGUAUGCCACUGGGGCACCACCACCACCACCACCGCAGCCGCCAGUUCCAGCAGCCCUCCGGCCUCCGCCGAACCCCGACCCCCAUCGGUCAAGCAGGAGGGGGCCAGCUCCAGCGUCACGGCGUCCAGCCCCCAACUCCUCCAGCAGACGCCGCUCAGCGUCAUCUCCCCCAAGGACUUUGUCCAGAACAUCAUACGCAAGGUCAAGAGCGAGAUCGGCGACGCCGGCUCCUACCAGGGCGGCCACUGGUCGGCCGCGUCCAGCACCUCGCACCCGCUGACCUCCGUCUCGCCCUCGCUGUGCUCCACCACCUCGUCCUCCUCGCCGUUCUCCAACAUGGCGGGCCAGAGCUCGGCCUGGCUUGACCCUUGGUCCCGCCAGCCGUUCAGUAGAGAGCAGCAGGACCAGGAGGAUGCCUUGUCCAGCCAGGGUGAGGAUGGACACAUGGUGAAGGUCAAGGUGGAGGCCGAGGAGAUCGAACAGGACGAGGGAGGUGAGCACCUCUCUCCGUGCUCGGCCUACGUGACGCGCCCGCCCAAGCCCAUCGUGCCCCCUCUGACCCCAGAUCAGUACGACUCCUUCAUGCACCAGCAGGUGGACACAGUGCUGCUAACGCGGCAGGUCAAAGACAGGCUGGCACAGAAGGGCAUCUGCCAACGCAUCUUUGGAGAAAAGGUGCUGGGCCUUUCUCAAGGCAGUGUGAGUGACAUCCUGUCCCGACCCAAGCCCUGGAGCAAGCUGACCCAGAAGGGCAGAGAGCCGUUCAUCCGCAUGCAGCUCUGGAUGCAGGGCCAGCUGGGCCAGAAGCUGAGCCCCAGCCCCCCAAACAACCCCUCCCUGGAGCAAGAGCCAGUGCUGGCGAGCUCCUCCCCCAGCCCAGAUGAGGAGCGCGCUGGCCCUCUGAGCGAGCCGGGCAGCCUGAGCCUGGAGAGCAGCAAAGAGAACCAGCAGCCUCCCCAGCAGCAGGGUGGACCCCUGGGCCUGGGCUCCCUGGAGAUGGCCCCCCACCACCCCACCCUGUCAGCGCUGGAUGUCCAGCAGCUGGCUAUCCUGUCCCCUGAGCUGGACACGCUCAGUAUCACCAGGAGGGUGAAGGAGGUCCUCAACAGCAAUAAUCUCGGUCAGCGUCUGUUUGGAGAGAUGAUCCUGGGCCUGACGCAGGGCUCUGUGUCUGACCUGUUGGCUCGGCCCAAACCCUGGAGCAAACUGAGCCUAAAGGGCAGGGAGCCAUUCGUACGCAUGCAGCUGUGGCUCAAAGACCCCCAGAACAUCGAGAAGCUGAGAGAAAUGAAGAAGAUGGACAACAGAGCGUACCUCAAACGGCACCAUCAUUUACUGAGCUCCGGCUUGGACCGAGACUCGCCAGCCAGCGCUUCAGACAUGGCUCCCUAUCUGGAGUCUUCUCACCCAGGCCAAGCCAAGAAAGCCAGAGUGGUGCUCGCCACCCAGGAGAAGGAGACACUUAAAAGAGCUUACCAGCUGGAGCCCUACCCCUCCCAAAGCACUAUAGAGAGACUCGCCUCCCAGCUUGGUCUCAAGAUCAGUACAGUGAUCAACUGGUUCCACAACUACAGGUCUCGCAUGAGAAGAGAUUUUGAAGGAGGAGAGUUGCUUAAAGCAGACACCUUGAAACCUCUCCCUGGUGACCUACAAGAGAUGCGCCAGAUGCAUUGCAGUCAAAGUCCCUCCAAGGGUGACCGCUCUCUCAGCAUGCCUGUAGGCUUGGUGACUGUCAAACAGGAACCCUGGGAACUAAGGCAGGCAGAGGAGGAAUCAUCAGAGGCUGACGCUCACCCAACCAAAUACAUCUCCAUGGGCGUGCAGUUUGCAGGCAGACUGGAAAUGAAGGAGGAGAGCCUGAGCAGCCCGUCUCCUCGGCUGUGUUCGAGAGUCAAGCAGGAAGUCAGGGGGGAGUGCGGAGAGACAUCAGCUAGCCUCCCAAAACCAGACAGACUUCCAGGCACUCGGCCAGUGCCCCAUGCAUCAGAGGCCCAGACGUUUUCUCACAGCUCCAAAGAGGACACUGAACCCAAAGCCAAUGCUGCUGCUUCUGCUUCUGCCUCAUCGUCUCCCACACACACUCUACCUCCGGUCUCCCCUCUCCCCUCGUCAACCACACCAACACCACUUACCUCAGAAGCUGCUGCCGAGCAGAUCACCGUCCAGCAGAGCCUUGUGGCUGGCCACAGCACCCAGCAGCGGAGCGCCAAGAAGGCCAAUCUGGACAACAUCAUCCAUCGGCUGGAGCGGGCGGCCAACAGGGAGGAAAUGCUGGAGUGGGAGUUUUAGGACAAAUUAAUGGCCUCUCAUAGUGACCGCUGACCACACUGAUAAGCUGUAGACUUUUUCUAUCUAAAAAAAAAAAACCCAACUAAAAACUGAAGAGAUGACCAGGAAAGAGGCCAUGAAAUCAUGGAACCCCUCACUUGGAAAAUACUUUGUCACUGUGCUGAAUUUUGUGUGCAUUUCCUGUGCUCCUCUAAAAUUCUUUUAAAAAGGGUUUAAGAUUAUAGCAGAGACGAGAGGCUUAGAAAGUCCAGUGGAAGAUUCUUGAAAUGUUUGAAAUUGAAUGCAUGGCUGGUUUAAUAAUCACUGUCCUGAAAAAACAUAUUAUAUGCAUACAGUAUAUGGCAGCCAUUUUAUAUGGGAGAAAAAUAUUAAUGGUCAAGUGUAAUGACUAUUCGUAUUCACUAUUUGCCACUUGUUGAGAUUACAGGGGACGUUGGUCUUAAGCCAUGUGCACUAUGUCUAAAAAGACUCAAAUGUAUUUAUAAGUUGCCACUUUCAUUUUCUUUAGCUUUCUUUUCAAUUCGAUGUCUAGAUUAAAGCAGUCGUGUAAGACUUUAAAGGGAAUUCUUUGGGAUUAUGAUUAAGUUCAUAUGUGUAUUGUGUUUUGUUAGGUAACUGAAUAAUUCUGGUUAUUAGUUUGGUAGGCUGUAUGAUGAAUAUGACUAGGCUACAAUAAUGUGGAACGAAACCUAAUAAAUCAUGAUUCUUCA